CCUCGGUAAAUGCCACGUUUUAUAGCUCGUGGCCAAAGAACGGCAGCUGGUGGAUACUUAAGAGACUGCAGGCAAUCAGGUUAAGCCAACUGUUUUCGCAACAAGCGAUUCUUGUUCGCUCUCUCUUGCACUAGGUUAGGCAAGGCAUGCAUGAUAAAAUCAUGUUGAAACUUUUGAUAGCCGCUCUCUGCUUAGCUGGUGUAGCUCCUGCUACGCAUCACAAGUCUGCACGCCAAGGGUACGCGCAGCAGUCAGCUCCCCCUCAAUUACCGGCACCACAGCAACAGUUGUUCCCGCAGCAACAGCCUCCACCACAGUUCCCCCAACAGUUCCCACAACAGUUCCCACAACAGUUCCCCCAACAGUUCCCCCAACAGUUCCCCCAACAGUUCCCCCAACAGUUCCCCCAACAGUUCCCCCAACAGUUCCCCCAACAGUUCCCUCCCCCACAGUUCCCUCCCCCACUGCUCCCUCCCCCACUGCUCCCUCCCCCACAGUUCCCUCCCAUACAGUUCCCUCCCCCACAGUUCCCACCACAGUUCCCACCACAACAGUUCCCGCAACCGUCGUUUCCUUCACCACCCGGCCCUGCAGGACAGCUUCCACCACAGUUCCCACAACCCUAUCCAGUUCCGUUUCAACCUCAAGUGAAUCCGAUGUACCCUCCGGGAGUAAAGGUGCAGGAAGGUGUUAUAUGCAAACCUCCGAGGGACAACCAGUACUGCAACGGCUACUGCCAGUUUUAUUUGCAUACAAGAGGAUUCUGCGGGUACGAAGCCCUCUGUAGAUGUGUGUACGAUACGCAAGCUUGAAUCUCUUACGUUUAUCAAUAAAUGAAGAUCCACGUCUC
Messenger RNA from Ornithodoros turicata, 850 nucleotides. Its product is annotated as proline-rich proteoglycan 2-like. Lineage: Eukaryota; Metazoa; Arthropoda; Arachnida; Ixodida; Argasidae. The transcript is spliced from 3 exons. The coding region runs from base 147 to 812 and encodes 221 amino acids. The record is from RefSeq and is a predicted model, not a curated record.